Messenger RNA from Fimicolochytrium jonesii, 1317 nucleotides. RefSeq lists its product as uncharacterized. The coding region runs from base 184 to 1140 and encodes 318 amino acids. The transcript has 2 exons. Lineage: Eukaryota; Fungi; Chytridiomycota; Chytridiomycetes; Spizellomycetales; Powellomycetaceae. The record is from RefSeq and is a predicted model, not a curated record. Gene Ontology annotation, molecular function: zinc ion binding.
CCUCUCCUCGGACACACUCGCAGAGAGCCCCAUACACGAAGCACCCAUACAAAUUCUUUGCAGGAAGGGACCGAGGGAUAAAGCAAAUCGCUGAGCAGUCCGCAGAUACCCUUUUUUUUCUUGGGGAGAGAGUGGGAGAGAGAGAAAGAGAGAGUUUGAACUUUCACAUACGGAAGUUGCAACAUGGCCACCCCGAGGCCCGACACGCCCCCUAUCGCUACAGCUACAGCGGGCGGGUCUGGGCUGUUGUGGCAGUUUGGUGUUGCUUUGAUCGGGGGCGUCAUCCUCUUCGGCAUCCCCUGCACGUGCGUUCUCUCCUGGUGGGCCCGGCGCCGUCUCGCCGCCAUCCAACGCGCCAUCGACGUCGAAGCCGCCGGCGGUGCCUUCGACUUCCCCGGGCGUGCAGCCGGCUCAGGCAGCCCGAUCCCAGGCGGCGGUAACUCGCCCUCCCGCGCCGGCGGGAACCACGUUAUUCGCAAGGAGAACAUCGACGAGUACUUCCCGGCGCGGCCGUACCGCAAGCAGAAGGAGCGCAGGCAGAACAAGCGCGGGUUGCUGGGACCCAAGGUUGGGAAUAAUAAGCUAGAGCCGGAAAUGCGGAUGGCGAAGCAGGAGGUGGAGGCGAAGGGCGGGGAUUUGAGCGAGAUGGUUUUGCCGGUUACUGCCGAAUCAGGUGGUUUUCAGGAUGCGCGGGAUGUCGCAGCAGCGACACCGCUACGUGACGAUUGCCCACAACCACAUCACCACCGGCUACCCCUCUCUCAGUGCAUCUCCACCACCACCCUCAUCGAGCCCGACCAACCUCCUCUCCAAAUGCAAAACCCACCCCCAACGCGCCGCCUCUCCUCCCUCACCGCAACCUCCUCCACAACAACAAGAAGCUCAACCUCCAACUCCUCAACGAUGUCAUACCCCUACCCAAGCGACACAUGCCCAAUCUGCAUCGAGCCGUUCGUCGAGGGCGAGCCGAUCAGGGAGCUCGUGCCGUGCCGGCAUUACUUCCAUGGCGCGUGCAUUGAGACGUGGUUGACGGAACGUAGAGGCGUGUGUCCAAUGUGUAGGGCGGAUUUGGUGGAUGCUGUGAAGGGGGAGGGCCCUGACGAGGAAGGUGAAGGGGGUGAUGUGGAGAGGGCGGAGUAGGCGAUGCGCGAUACGCGAACAGUCUCGCAUUUUCAACGCACAUGCACACAAUGCCCACGCCCGCAGUAUGCCUCCUCACUCUCACAGCUAUGCAAGCCGAACGCCUUUGAACGUACUUUCUCAAUUCGCCGCAGAACCCCCACCCUUACAAAUCUCUCAUUCCUCCACCUGCUGGCC